AAGUUUAUAGAAAUAAAGUUUAGUCAGUUAUAUAUUUGGUGUGAACCAUACACAAUCUCAAGGGUCAGUCUGAUUUUAGAGGGUACUUUUCAGUUGGUUAGUCUGAUCUGUUGGCUGUUUUUUUAGCCCUUUUCAUGUUGGUUGCAGAGAGUUUGAAGCACUUUUCAACUGGUUUUAGAGUGUUGGUGCACUUUUCAGCUGGUCAUGUUGGAUUUAUUAGGGGUUUUGGCCACUUCUCAGCUGGUUAGGCUGGUUUUAGAGACAGGUUUUUUUUUUUUUGUUUGUUUGGUUAGCUCUGGAGCAUUUGGAGGCCAGCUCAAAUCAGCAAGCCAUCUUAGGAUGGUUUAAGCUUCUUCAUUUUUUUUUUGCAGGACACACACGAACCUCCCAUGUCACUUGUGACUGAGGUCUGGAUGAGUCACCCAACCUCCCUUGAAUAGUUUUCUCUAUUUUACACAUUAAAAGUGAGUCAAAGCGCCCUACCUCUUAAACACAGAGGACAAGUCCAUCCGCCCCCAUUCAAUUCACAGAAGCGCUGCAGGGCGAAAUUACGCACAGGCGUCGCGCGCUGAGCACGCCAUGCUCUCCAUCGGGAUCGGAGGAGAAAGACACGCCAAAACCACUGAUCCCGAUCCCGUCCUGUGAUUAUCUCCAGUCAGAUGUACAGGCGGAAACAUGCCUGCAUUCCGCUGUCAGGGAAAGAGAAGAAAGUAAGGAGACGUACGGCUGAUUUGUUUUUAAUAUUCCCAUGUUCCACAUGAGGGAGGUUAAGAUCGGAGAAAGCAUUUGUGUAUUAGUGUUGCUUUUUUCUGGGCUUGUGACGUGCUCAGGUGUUUUUGGAAGCCCUUUAACUGAUGAUGUGGCCACGUUGGAAACACUGAGUGAGAACAUUCCCAGUGACUACAGAAUUCCUAUCGACUUCAUCACCAAGGAUGUGGGCGGCGCUUGCUGGCUAUAUGUGAACCUGUAUAAAGUUGAAAGCAGUUUAAAAACAUUGUCACUCAAGUUUGGCAACCUGUCCACCAAUAAAGCGAACAUCACAAUAUUUAUAAUAAUGCUGGAGAAUUUUCGUUUCAAUCUGGAUGGAGAGGAGCUGGAGGUGACAAUGCAAACAUUCGAAUGCCACUACAGGAGGGGAAAGUGGCCAACUAGACGUUACUUUAACCACGUUAAAGAGGUUCUUGCAGCGGCUGGGUCCACGGGCGGCGAGUUUCGUCACUGCACACCUCCCCCUUGCCAGACUCCUGCAGCCCCUCCUUUCACACCAGGCCAAAGCAGACAGCCGCAUGGCAUGAACGGAGCGAUUCAUUUGCUCCUGGCGGUGCUCAUCAUCCCCUGCAUGGCGCUUCUGGUUCUCACUGUAACAAUGGUAUUCAGAAGAGGAGGCUAUUGUGCACAAAGAAGGCAUGAAGUUGCUCUCAGUUUGCCUGAGCCUCACGACAGAGCUGAAGAAAGCAGCACCGAGCCCCACGACAGAGCUGAAGAAAGCAGCACCGAGCCCCACGGCGGAGCUGCGCGAGGGGAUUCUGGUUCCAGCAGUCAACAGGACAGGGCGUGGCUGGAUUCUUUAGGGUGUGCAGACACAGAGGUUUAAUCAAAAAUGCAUGAGGGAAACCAGCGGAAAUGACAGUAUUUUGCGGUCGAAAUCUCCGGAUUUAUGAAGCGGACAAUGAAGGGAAUAUUUUGGCGGUGACAGGAGGGAUGCAUCAGAUGUAUCGAUGCUCACCACAAAAAACAUUAUGCUGAUGCAAAUCGCAACUUGUGUCUGGCUUAACCAAUCGACGAGUGUCCGGGAUGCCAUCCUAAAAGCGGCCAUGGGAAAACCUUUAUGAUUUCAUCCGGCAGGAAGUGUGGUUCUUUGAAGAGCACUUUGGCUGGUCGGCCGCAAUGCCCGCGGCAGCUCGUUGGCUUUGAGGAACGCCACUGGUCCUGCAGGCUUCUGCACGGAGGAUAAAUGGCUUUUUUGUGCCAGCGCCCCAUUGCAUGAGGAUGGCGGUUUAUGUUGCACCAGAAAACAUCUCUGGAACAGAGCACGGGCUUGUCUAGAAACACUUUUGAUUUAAAGCGUGGACAACAAUGCUAAGAAUUUUACUACUCAUUUAUUGGCUGAUACUGAUGGAGGGGAUCUUGAAGCCCUCGAUGCGUGUCUGUGAACACUGGAUCCUCACAACAUCCGGUUCUUCUGUAGAGGGAGGUAUCAGACAUCAGACUCUCGUUUCAUCCACUUUGGCUUUAACUCUGUUUCUCUCACACAAACACACUCCAGCUCGAAGAAUCACACGUCUCUGUCGCUCUUGAGAGGGUCUGUAAGCCAGGUCAUCGGUCCGUUUGCGUUGUAUUAACUAGCUUGGCCGUGUACACACGCUCACACACUCCGGCACCGCAACAAGAGCUGAUUGUUUUCAUGACAAUAUGGGGAAACCCAGAGAGCAUGAGAAAAGAGCUCACAUGAUAAAGAUGUAAUAUCAACAUGACUCAUGUCCCAUAAUUCAAUCUCACUUGCUAUAGGAUCUCUCGCUCAUUCUCUUCCGGUGUCUGUUUUUCUGCUCACUUGUAGCUAAAUAAGAUUUACGUCGUGAGAUUAAGGCCAACUGAGUAGAUUAGAAUAGAUUUUUUUUUGUUUUAGAAUACAAUUAUGUUUUGUUUUUAAAGGGAUAGUUUACCUAAAAUUGAAAAUCAUUUACUGAUAAUGUAUGACGACAGAACACAAAAGGAGAUUUUUUUGACGAAUGUUCAUGCUGCUUCUUUCCAUACAAGAAAAGCCCGAAAAGUGUUUGAACACUUAAGAUGCACCUAAAGUAUGAAUUUCUGUACAUUAUAUAACAAUAUAUCAAACCAAGUUAGAUUUAUUUUAAAGAAAUAAAGCACAAACAUACUAAGUUUCUGUCUGAUGGACAUUCAUUGUUACUGUUAUGGUGCUAAGACACUUUUGUGAACUGACUUCAAACAACACUAGUUAGUUAAAGGUCCCGUUCUUCGUGAUCCCAUGUUUCAAACUUUAGUUAGUGUGUAAUGUUGUUGUUAGAGUAUAAAUAAAAUCUGUAAAAUUUUAAAGCUCAAAGUUCAAUGCCAAGCGAGAU
Messenger RNA from Megalobrama amblycephala (Wuchang bream), 3080 nucleotides. RefSeq names its product kit ligand b (gene kitlgb). Gene Ontology annotation, biological process: cell adhesion; positive regulation of cell population proliferation. Gene Ontology annotation, molecular function: stem cell factor receptor binding; cytokine activity. The transcript is spliced from 8 exons. NCBI's taxonomy places the organism in Eukaryota, Metazoa, Chordata, Actinopteri, Cypriniformes, Xenocyprididae. Gene Ontology annotation, cellular component: plasma membrane. The record is from RefSeq and is a predicted model, not a curated record. The coding region runs from base 749 to 1594 and encodes 281 amino acids.